AUGAACGAGUUUAUUGCGUAUGGCGCAAUCUUGUUUUGUCACUGUCUUAACGUUAUUCUUGCCUCUUCCCAGGCAAUUUCCAUAAAUCAUAUGGAAGCAGGGAACCAAACAGCUAUUUCAAAAUUCUUCCUUCUGGGGCUUUCAGAAGAUAUAAACCUGCAGCCCCUCCUUUUUGGGCUGUUCCUCUAUAUGUACCUGGUCUGUGUUUUAGGGAACCUGCUCAUCGUUCUGGCCAUCAGCUCUGACCCCCACCUCCACACCCCCAUGUACUUCUUCCUCACCAACCUGUCCCUCACUGAUAUCUGUUUCACCUCCACCACUGUCCUCAAGAUGUUAGUGAACAUCCAGACACAGAGCAACGCCAUCACGUAUGAAGGCUGCCUUACCCAAAUGUGUUUUUUCAUGAUUUUUGCUGGAUUAGAUAAUUUGCUACUGACCGUGAUGGCCUAUGAUCGGUUUGUGGCCGUCUGUCACCCCCUGCACUACCUGGUCAUCAUGAACCCUAGCCUCUGUGGUCUCCUGCUUCUGCUUUCUUGGUUAAUCUGCCUGACAUAUUCUUUGUUGCAAAGUCUGAUGGUUUUGAGGGUGGCCUUCUGCAAAGAGACAGAAAUCCCCCACUUCUUCUGUGAACUUGCUCAGAUCCUCAAGCUUGCCUGUUCUGACACCCUUGUCAAUGACAUCCUACUGUAUUUUGUAACUGGCCUGUUGGGUGUUAUUCCCCUGACUGGGAUCCUUUUCUCUUAUUCUAGAAUUAUCUCCUGCAUAAUGGGCAUUUCUUCUGCUGUGGGGAAGUACAAAGCCUUUUCCACCUGUGGGUCCCACCUCUUGGUGGUCUCCUUGUUCUAUGGUGCAGGCCUUGGGGUCUACCUCACUUCUGGAACAGCCCAUCCAUCCAGAAAGGGUUCAAUAGCCUCAGUGAUGUACACAGUGGUCACCCCCACGCUGAACCCCUUCAUCUACAGCCUGAGGAACAGGGACAUGAAAGGGGCUCUGAGGAGACUUUUCAGGAGAGGAGCUUACUUCCAGUGAUAACCAAAGUUAAAGACGGACAACAGAGAUCAACAGUGCUGAUAACUGGUGUCCUUGAAUAUGUAAUCUGAAGAAAGGACAUAAAUACUAUUAAUGGUUUACUAGAAGAAAAACACUCCUGAACACAGACGUGAAGUAGCACACCAAAAGUCUUGUCAUACAUCCAAGAAAAAGAAUGGUCAACCAAUAACUACACUUCUCAUGA
Neofelis nebulosa (Clouded leopard) is the source of this 1234-nucleotide messenger RNA. RefSeq names its product olfactory receptor 7G3-like. Lineage: Eukaryota; Metazoa; Chordata; Mammalia; Carnivora; Felidae. Gene Ontology annotation, cellular component: membrane. The coding region runs from base 1 to 1029 and encodes 342 amino acids. The record is from RefSeq and is a predicted model, not a curated record. Gene Ontology annotation, molecular function: G protein-coupled receptor activity; olfactory receptor activity. Gene Ontology annotation, biological process: G protein-coupled receptor signaling pathway. The transcript has a single exon.